Diachasmimorpha longicaudata is the source of this 4120-nucleotide messenger RNA. RefSeq lists its product as uncharacterized. The transcript is spliced from 17 exons. Lineage: Eukaryota; Metazoa; Arthropoda; Insecta; Hymenoptera; Braconidae. The coding region runs from base 261 to 704 and encodes 147 amino acids. The record is from RefSeq and is a predicted model, not a curated record.
UUGAAUCUGCGAAGAAUUGUUUCGACAGGUGGGUUUAUGUUACCCAUGGUUAUGUUGCAUUGCAUUCCAGUGGAGGACUUAUUCUAUUUCAAAAGUGGUAUAUUCGUUAUAAUUAUAUCUAAUUCUAUUUGGUUUUCCUGGAAAUCUUUGUGGGGAGAUUAAGGAUUAUGGAAUAUGCAAAUCGUAUAAUGUUCUUUGGAGAUGCUGACAAUUUUGGAAGUUGGAUCCGUAUGUCUUGCUAUGUUUAAUUGUUUCUAUGUAUGGUGCUCAGGAGCUUCACAUGGAUGAUUGGACAAUUUUAUAAAAAGGGCAACGAGUAUUUUGGAGUAUUUAAUCCUGUAUUUUUAAAAUUCUCGUUUUUAUUUGUGGUUCUACUGGGGAAUGUGGUAAUAUUUGAAUCUAUCGAAAGUGCAGUGGAGAGGAGAGAGAAGAAAAAAAAAAAUUUCUACGAAAUUUUGCUUCGCGAUAUAUCAUCCCUGAUGCCUAAACAGGGGACCCUGCAGCUCGUCAGUUCUGCAGUAGUUUAUGACUCCAAACCCCAAGAUUUAUCGCUGUUCGUGCGGCUGCAGAUUCUAGAGGGAAUUGAAGGACUCUAUAGGUUCCUUCUGAGUGUACGAUGGGGUCCUCGUUCUGCCAGGUUGCUUUUUGUCCUCGAUGUCUUAAGUGCAGAUUUUUCUUAUAUUGAAGGUGAAGUAUAUAUCUAAUGAUGAAUAUGAGCAAGCAGUGCAUUGAUGUAAGUAAACUCGACUCAUUAUUCUGUUGUCGUAUAUAGAUAUAUAUUUUUCAAAUAACUUCCAUUGAUAAGUUUACAUAUGUUUCGUUUAAUUCGGUAUUUUUAAUUUUGAGUGAUCUUAAGUGAGGUAUUUUUAAUAGUAGGAUAAUAUGUAUAUUGAGACAGAUUUUUUUUUUUGUGAAUACUUGAGAGAAUACUUGACUUUCAGCUUUUAUUGUGGUUUUUAUAUUUUGAUUCUUGAAAAUUUCCGAUUUAAUUUGUAAUUUCUGUUUGUAGCUCUUCAUGGAGAGUUCUGAGGAAGAUCAUGUGGAACCGCAGAUUUCGCAUCGUUCUUUCCAUGAGGAUUUUUGAAUCUGUGGUACUUCGGUAUGAGGAUAACCUAUGCAUCGUGUUGUUCAUCUGAUCAGUAGCAGCUUGCAUCUUGCUAAUAGUCGUCUGCAUUUGCCGAAUCUUCUCGCAAAUAUCGGCCGAUCGAGUGUUCAUCGUAGAUACUGUUAUUCUAGCAUAAUUUGUAAAUGGAGAAUGAUUUGAAUUGUAGCUUGGAUCUGAAGUUUCCAUUUUGGGCUCUGAUUCAAUACAAUUUCUGUUAUUUCAGGAAAGGUAUUCUUGAGGACGAUAGUUUCCCCACUUUCUCCGAGGGAGUAUUGUACCACUUGCACUUGGAGAGGUUGGAGAAGUUGUUCAAGAUGUGUUUUAAUGAAACUAGUGUCAGAUGGCCCUUCUGUAUUUUCCAGCGUUUUUGUGAGAUAACUUAGGUAGUUUUUCAGUCGGUCUUUUAUGCUUUUCCUUUCUUCUGGUGAGAGUCGAUUGUGUAGAUGCAUAUGGAGGCUUGAAAGGUGUAUUUCAUCCAUUUUCGAGAUUCUGUGGAUAUAGUGUGAAAUGUGUGAAUAGUGUGAAAUAUGAGAAAAAAAAAUGUAAGCCAUGCAUAUCAAGCAGGGGCAUCACCUUUUUCCUCACAUCUUCCUCUAUUUGGGGCUCUUUCAAGGUUAUUCAAUUUCGAAUAAUUCUAUGAGUUUUGUUUUUUUUUUCUGUUCUGAAAUUCUUUUGCGCGUUUCCUGUCUGUUGUAUUCUGAGGGGUGGUGUUCUCUGUCUCUUUUGUUUUUAACGGAUGAUUCUUGCUAGGGUCCUACAGUUUGUAUAGGUGGACUGUGGAGAUGUUUCGGAGUUGGGGUAUAGUCGAACAUUGGAAAGGAAUAUUCGAGAUUUGGGAGCGGUUUAGGGCUAUAGGGUGAAGGGGAUCUCUCUCCAUAAGGUCUGGGGGUGGUAGGGAUUUCGCAGGAAUCAUCGUUUGGAUCGGGUGACAAGGGUUCAUGUGAUAUAUGGGGGGUUUUAGGAAGUCUGGGGGAGUCUGUUCUGCUGAUUCUGGGAUAUUUUUAGGUGAUUUAUUCAAUUCAAUGAGUUGUCCUGCUAAUUUGGCUGCUCUAUUUCUGCGUCUAUUCUUGUGUUUGUUCUUUUUCUUCUUGGGAAAUGAUGGGGUUGUACUAGAUUUACUUUCUGGCAUAGUUGUAAGAAUAGUAUUGACAGAAAUUUUACUAGAUUUAGGGAGGAGGAGAGGCAAGAACCGGUUGAUCGCAUCUGCUCGGCUCAUGGUCCUGAUACUGUUGAUGAUGCUGAUACUAAUGCUGAUACUGGUGAUGCUAAUGCUGUUGUUGAUGGUGGUGAUAUUGAUGUUGAUAAUGGUGUUGUUGAUGAUGCUGAUACUGAUGCUGUUUGUUGUUGAUGUUGAUUCUGUUAAUGAUUUGUGAGGUCAAUUGCCAGUUAUUCAAGAGGGUAAAUGGGACCAGGACAGUUGAAACAUGCAAGAUAUUCAAUUUUUUGUUUUAUCCAUAUUUGAUAUCAGACAUCAAGCAAUCUAUCUCGUUUAAUUUGUCAUUCAACACACUCAGUUUGGGUAUGAAAUGAAGCAGAAGCAGAGAAAUUGGUUUUAUAAAUUUCUUAGCGUAUUUCUAGCUUUAGAGAGCAAUUCAUGGUCAAUAACGGCCUCUUUUGAUGUUGUAGGUUCAUUUAUCACAACUGAUACGGGUGGUUCUGAAUCUGGAAUUUUCCUGAAUGAUUUCAUGGCAGUGUACAUUGGUUCAUUGUCCUGCUGAAUGUUUAUAUUCUCUCUACGAGGUUUGUACAAAAGUAGAUGAGUGAUAGACACGCAACAAGCGCCUGCGAGCUGGAGACUCCAACCAAAGGCGUCAUGUAAGGCUGUUCCAGGCUUUUUGAACUGCUGAUUCUGUGAUUUCUUCUAGCAUUUCCCGAUCUAAUAGAUGUCUCAUCGAUAUUGAUCCAGUGGGAAGUUGAUUUCCACUGGCAGCACGUGCCAUAUUGCUAACUACUACAGGGGUUUCAGCUUUUGUUAAUAGUCUGUCGCGGAGUUUCUCCAUAUCUUGGGAUUAAGAAUCCACGGUGUAGGAGCUUUCAUCAAGUCUGGGUUUAGUGUGUACCAGUUUUCGUCUAAAAAAAAUACGGAUUUCUCACGUCGGAUGCAGGGCAAACUGACCAUGACUCAAUUGCAAGGAUAUUGUGAAACGUUGCGAUAGUUCUCGUGGGAUUCCGAAUGGCAAUAGCCCCAUAAGAAGCCAUUGGUUAUCAUUAGAAAUCUCGAAAGGGAAGUCGACAAGUCACUUCACAGAGCCUCAAUGCAGGCAUUGGAAAUUCCCGAGGUUGCAACUCAAAUGGAAACACAGAUGGACUCGAAAUUAUUAAGGAAAACAGCCGAGAGGACCGCAGAUAAUAUUGAAAGAGAGGACGAUGAAGAUGAACUCGAGAUGAGUUGUUCCGCCUUGCGCAUGCGCGACAGGCCCAUUUCUGGCUGUGGAGUAUUUUCGCAUCACUCGUGUGUGCUUCGCCGAAUCGUUACAAUAUGUGUGUCCACUUGGUAGCGUAACAAUCGCAGUGUAGACAGUGAGGUGGUUGUCGCUCGCUCAACAUUAUGCGGACCAGCCAUAAUAGUAUAUUUGAAUCUGCGAAGAAUUGUUUCGACAGGUGGGGUUAUGUUACCCAUGGUUAUGUUGCAUUGCAUUCCAGUGGAGGACUUAUUCUAUUUCAAAAGUGGUAUAUUCGUUAUAAUUAUAUCUAAUUCUAUUUGGUUUUCCUGGAAAUCUUUGUGGGGAGAUUAAGGAUUAUGGAAUAUGCAAAUCGUAUAAUGUUCUUUGGAGAUGCUGACAAUUUUGGAAUUUGGAUCCGUAUGUCUUGCUAUGUUUAAUUGUUUCUAUGUAUGGUGCUCAGGAGCUUCACAUGGAUGAUUGGACAAUUUUAUAAAAAGGGCAACGAGUAUUUUGGAGUAUUUAAUCCUGUAUUUUUAAAAUGUAAUUUAUCGUCGAGUGAGCUGCACAUAUUUUUAUUCUUUAAAUUUAUCGUUGUUUUUUAUUGAAAUAAAGUUGGUUCAUUCGAUCAUUA